AGUGAAGCUCAGAGAAAACACAGGACAGGAAAGGAUUUCUAAUGCAGACACUGUUUUUUAAAGCUUAGAAUGUAAAUCUACAAGAAGCAGAAGAUGCAGCUAAAACUUUUAAUUCACUGUUUUCUUCUGUCAACAGCUGAAUGUGGUUCCCACUCUCUGGUCUUCAUGUCUACAGGACGUGUGCAGCCUGGAGGUCGACCUUCAUUUGAGCAACUCACUGUAUUUGAUGGAGUUCCCAUCUCUCACUGUGACAGCUCCUCCUGGACAGAACAGCUCAAACCUGAGCUGGAGUCAAAAAACUUACCAGGAAACUGUCAGGAAGCAGGUUAUAAUGUCCUAGAAUCUCUUCACCAGAUUCCUGCACUUAUCAACAUCACAGUGUAUGUUGUACAGCGGAGACGUGGCUGCAUCCAGUCAGCCAGUGGGACUGUCUCAGUGUUUGAAGCCUGGGCAGUGAAUGGGAUGGACUUCAUCAGCUUUGACCCUGAGUCUCAGAGCUGGACGUCCCAGUCUCCCUCUGCUACAACAGUUAAACAACUUUGGAACAGCAUGAAAGCAAUGAACUCUGCCUAUAGACAGUUCAUCAGAGGACAAUGUCCACAGAUGAUGGAGAGAAUUCAACUAAGGACAAUAAACCCAAACACAGAGCUGAGUGUAUUUGCGAAGCCCGUUCCUAACACAGCCCAGGCUCUGCUCAGAUGUCACGUGAUGAGUACUGACAGAUCAGUGAGCUCAGUGUAUCUGACUGGAGACGGGGCUUCCAAAGCCAACUGGAUCACAGUGACCGGACCACUGCCUUCUGAAGAUGGAUCUGUGAUCCUCAGGCUGACAGCUGGGAUCUCCCUGAACCAGGACACAUACAGCUGCACAGUACAAACAGGAGGACACAACAUUACUGUCUCUUGGGAUGGGAAUUCUCUUGAUGGCAGACACCUUCUUAUACGGACAAGUUUGUACUGGAAAAUGCUGACGAUAAUCCUUGGAUUCAUUUGCAUGGGAUUCAUGGUCACCAUUUCAUUCUGUGCAACAAUGUCAUUGAUUAAAUGUGUCAAAAAGAAGCAUCAUCCUCUGCCAUCAUCUGAUCUACAGCUGGUGGAGCAAUGUCCAGGAUGA
Molecule: messenger RNA, 1113 nt
Organism: Toxotes jaculatrix (banded archerfish)
Lineage: Eukaryota; Metazoa; Chordata; Actinopteri; Toxotidae
Product: hereditary hemochromatosis protein homolog
Exons: 6
Coding region: 94-1113 (339 amino acids)
Biological process (GO): antigen processing and presentation, endogenous lipid antigen via MHC class Ib; positive regulation of T cell mediated cytotoxicity; immune response
Cellular component (GO): external side of plasma membrane
Molecular function (GO): lipopeptide binding; exogenous lipid antigen binding; endogenous lipid antigen binding
Source: RefSeq, a predicted model, not a curated record